Messenger RNA from Lycium ferocissimum, 573 nucleotides. Its product is annotated as heavy metal-associated isoprenylated plant protein 24-like. Lineage: Eukaryota; Viridiplantae; Streptophyta; Magnoliopsida; Solanales; Solanaceae. The transcript has 2 exons. The record is from RefSeq and is a predicted model, not a curated record. Gene Ontology annotation, molecular function: metal ion binding. Bases 1 to 420 code for a protein of 139 amino acids.
AUGGUAAAAGUGGCUGGUGUGGGAAUCGGAAGUGAUAGUUGUGAGGUUGAUAGUACAAUGGUUGUUGGUGGUGGCUGCAAAAGCUGGUUGAUUGGUGCAAAAUCAGUGGAGAUGGACUUAAAGCCACAGAAAGCAACGGUAACAGGAUUAGUGGAGGCUAAGAAAGUGUUGAAGGCAGCACAAUCCUCUGGUAAAAAGGGUGAGUUAUGGUGGCACAAUCCACUGGUAAAAAGUGUGAGUUAUGGUGUGCCUCAUAGUAUGGUGGCACAUCCUUAUGCUGCUGGUGUUUAUGAUAGAAAGGCACCUCCCAAUUUUGUAAGGGCCACUACUGAUCCUGCUGUUGCUCACUUAAUUCCAGUUGAAGAACAGUCUUCCCUUAUGUUCAGUGAUGAAAAUCCAAAUGCUUGUAAUAUUAUGUAGCUAAAUUUUAAGUGAUGUAGCUUUUCCUUAAUUUCUUCUUGUAUUUAGUUUUUCCCUUCUAAUGUGUAGUCCCACUAGGCCUGUCCUAGUUGGUGAGUACUGGAUAUCAAAGGAUUUUGAAGAUAUUGUCAGAAGUGUAUUAUUUAAGGAGAA